Molecule: messenger RNA, 2943 nt
Organism: Tachysurus vachellii
Lineage: Eukaryota; Metazoa; Chordata; Actinopteri; Siluriformes; Bagridae
Gene: prickle3
Product: prickle homolog 3
Exons: 11
Coding region: 291-2696 (801 amino acids)
Molecular function (GO): zinc ion binding
Source: RefSeq, a predicted model, not a curated record
GUUGUGGCCUGACUGGGCUCAGCUGAGAGAUCACAGAGAACAGCCCGGUCCUGUAGGUGUAGCCCGUUUACUUAUUCACGCGCUGUUCACCUCGGGCAACUUGUGUGCGCGAGCUGCCCUCCUUAAACUCCAGAUGACGUGACGUACCGGAAUCCGGGACUGAAAAUAAACAUUACAAGCUCGUCCGGUGCCUCGAUACGGGAUUUAAUCAGCACUUAUGCAGCAUUUCCACGUGGAGCGACUCUGUUGAAUCUUAUUCGGACGCUCGCGCUGUAACUCGACCUCUCGACAUGUUCACGCGCGGCUCUAAAAAGCGCCGCUCGAAUCGUUCGCAGGAGGAAGAUCCUGACCGAGGGCAGCCCUGCAUGCGAUGUGGAGAACAGUGUCCGGGUUUGCGCAUGCACGGCUGGAGGAAAAUCUGUGUGCACUGUAAGUGUGUGCGUGAAGAGCAUGCUGUGCGCUCCGUGCCCGGACAGCUGGAGAAGAUGAUGAUGAAGCUGGUGUCCGACUUCCAGAGGCACUCCAUCUCAGACGACGACUCGGGAUGCGCCUCGGAGGAAUACGCCUGGGUGCCGCCUGGUCUCAAGCCUGAACAGGUAUAUCAGUACUUCAGCUGUAUUCCUGAAGACAAGGUACCAUAUGUCAACAGCCCAGGAGAACGAUAUCGCAUUAAACAGCUCCUCCAUCAGCUCCCUGCUCAUGACAGUGAGCCACAGUACUGCAACUCUCUGGAUGAGGAGGAGAAAAAGGAGCUGCGGUUGUUCAGCCAGCAGAGGAAGAGAGAGAACCUAGGCCGCGGCAUUGUGCGUCUCUUUCCUGUCACCAUGACCGGAGCCAUCUGCCAACAGUGUGGAAGGCAGAUUUAUGGAGGUGAUAUAGCCGUGUUUGCCUCUCGUGCGGGACACGGCUCUUGCUGGCACCCUCAGUGUUUCCAGUGUGCCACCUGCAGCGAGCUGCUCGUCGACCUCAUCUACUUCUACCAGGACAGCCAUAUCUACUGCGGGCGUCACCAUGCCGAGCACAUCAAACCGCGCUGUCAGGCCUGUGAUGAGAUCAUUCUGGCAGACGAGUGCACGGAGGCGGAGGGACGCCACUGGCACAUGAGGCACUUUUGCUGCUUCGAGUGCGAGACGGCGCUGGGAGGUCAGCGCUACAUCAUGCGAGAGAGCCGGCCGUACUGCUGUACCUGCUACGAGUCUCUGUACGCCGAGUACUGCGACACCUGCGGAGAGCACAUCGGUAUAGAUCAGGGGCAGAUGACUUAUGAGGGGCAGCACUGGCAUGCAUCCGAAGCGUGUUUUUGCUGUGCACGCUGUCAACUGCCCCUCCUGGGCAAACCCUUCCUCCCACGCAGGGGGCUCAUCUUCUGUUCCCGACCCUGCUCUCUGGGAGAAGACCCUAAUAACUCUGAUUCCUGUGACUCGGCCCUGCAGUUCAAAGCGACCUCACACAAACUCGUACAUCAACAGCAGCAAGAACGCAAUUUGCCUCUGUGGCCAUCAGAGGGCAGCAGUCUCACCACUGCAACUGCUAAACUGUCCACCGCAACCACGUCAUCUUCCUUAUCAGAAAGCAGAGGCGUUCACACUCCAAUUUUUCCUUUACAAAAUGGCCGCCCACCACCGCCACCUUAUGGACAAGUUCACCCUCAAAGCUCACAUUCUCCUUCCUUGGCCAAUGGGUGGGGACCGAUGUUAAACUCGGAGCGCUUAAACACGGAUGAACACCCAGGGCUGGAGUACACGGUGGAGCUGAAUGGAUACGCUGAAUUUGGGCCGUUUCCACCCAGCUGCACCUCCAGAGGAACCUCGACUGCAAAGGACACUGGGAGACUGGAGAGCAGCUCAGAAAUUAUUCCUCAGCCCCAAGCUUCACCUGAAGUUGACUCACUAGAAGACACAGACUUUUUCCCACCACCUCCACCCCCUGUUUUUAUCGGCCCAGAUAAUUUACCGAUCCUGCCCUCGCCUGAUGAGUCACACCCUUCACCCCCUCCAGCCCAAUUUGGGCGAAGCAGCACAGCCAGGGUCAGCUUCAGAGAGCCAAUCAGCUCCAGUUACUCAGUGGAGGAAGAAGAGGACGGGGACGUAGGGGAAGUGGGGGUUGAAAUGGAAAGGAAAGAGGAAAAUGAGCUAGAGCAGGAAGAAGAGGAGGAUGAAGCAGAUGGGGACUUGGGACGCAGACUACAUCUUCGAGCUGGAAUGCCACCUCAGAUGGACCUUUUGGACGGCGCGUACCGACGCAGCUUCCGGCAGGGGUGUGAAAGCCCACCUAGACGAAGCCGCCUGGUCUCGGACUCCCCCCUCCACCUAGGCACGGAGAAACACUUCCGCCGGCCUAGACGGGACCGACCUCGUCUAGAUUCUCUGGAGUGGCGAGGAGGAGAGAGAGCGCAUGCUGCACGCCCACACUCCAUCACCUCUGCUGGAGAUGGAAAUUCCCGUCUGACGCUUCACUCUACCCGCUACAGACACGAAGACUCCUGCUCUACCUGCUCAUCCUCCUCCGACUCUGAAGAAGAUGGCUACUUCCUCGGCCAGCGUAUUCCUCUACCUCCUCAGCUGACGGGGGAAAAAGAGAGGGAAGGAGAAAGAGGAGAGACUGAGGGGAAAAGCAAGAGAGGGAGUCUGAGGAGAAGGAGGAGGACACAUAGUCUCAGUGCGAAAGACAAGGACAAAAACUGCAUAUUGUCUUGAGAGAAAGAACGACGGAGGAAUUUUGAGAUUGUGCCGAUUCAUGCUUUUGUCCAGGAAAUGAACUGAUGUUUCAGGCAUUCGCGUCUGAUAUUUGGUCAAAGUUUAAAGUAAAUUUUCCUGAUUUUCCUGCUCCAACACGCCUGCUUAAUAACCCAAAGCUCACCACGACGGCGAUUUAAUUAGUUAUUUAAAUCAAAUGCAUUUAUAGCAUGGAAACUAACACAUGCAAAAUAAAACAUUUAACAGU